This is a messenger RNA of Gongylonema pulchrum, 534 nucleotides long. The record is from the annotation of a GenBank genome assembly. NCBI's taxonomy places the organism in Eukaryota, Metazoa, Nematoda, Chromadorea, Rhabditida, Gongylonematidae.
CUUGGUUGGAUGCUUACAUCUACGCUAUGGAUGGAAUUGAAGGAGAAAUGGCCUGAAGCAUUUUGGGACGAUUGGAUGCGUGAAUCCGGGCAACGGAAAGGUCGUGCAUGUAUUCGUCCCGAGAUAUCACGUACGGGCAUAAGUUUGAGAGGCAAAAAGGGCGUUAGUAAAGGCCUCUAUUACGAAAACCAUUUGAAACAUAUCGUUUUAAACAGGAAUUUUUACAACUUUUCACAAGCUGAUCUAUCGUAUUUGAAAAAAGACAUUUAUGAUCGUAAUUUUAAAGAAACUGUGCUCAAAGCUGUUUCUGUUCGGAUCAAUGAAGUGCAAAAUGGGAAAUUCUCAAAUGGCACUAUUUUACCUGAUAAUGUAAAGCUGCUCUAUGAUACAGUGCUACAUUUCAGAAGGAUCGCGAGAAGAUUUGAAGUUAUGGACGAUUUUCGAGUAAAAUUUUCAAAAUUUAUCUGUUUUUUUCUUAUUGUUUUGUUUUCUUUUGCGAUUGAUUUCAAUCAUUUUUUUUUUUCUUCCUGUUGA